AUGCCCGUGGGUGCAAUUUCGCCAUCGUGGAGACAUGUGGUAUAUAAAUUUUUUGGUGUAUUAACUUCAGUUCUUGCUUCUCUUGUAUGGUUAGCUACAAUUACAGCAUUAUUUGGUUUAUGGGCAGCCGAUGGUUUUGUUCGAUAUCAACCUGGUGAAGGCGAAAUUGUAUAUAUUUCUAAUGUCGGUGCUGAAUAUAAGACUGUAUUUAUUGUGGGUGCAGCUCUCACGGGCGUAUUUUUUGUGUUAACAUUAAUAUUUACAAAACUUUGUUUUGAUUCCGAAACAAGACGAAGAUUUAAAAAAGGUGUUUCCAUAACAUCAAUUAUAUUUGGUAUUUUGGCUAGUGUAUCUCUUCUUCUACUCUCUAUAUUCGAUUCCAAUAACUACACAGCACUUCAUUAUACAUUUACUGGAUUAUUUAUUACAUGCACUCUUAUAUCGGGAAUAUUUUCAACUAUUUAUCGGUUUUCACGUAAUGAACUGAAUUUAGCUGUUUAUAUAAGAGUGUUAUUUGUUUCGGUGGUGAUACCUUUAGCAAUAUGUUUUGUUAUAUUCAGUGUAAUUCCAAGACCUAGUGAUCAAACUCAAUUAGUAUCUGUUGCAGCUUCAUUCGAAUGGACUAUUGCUCUUUUGUUUGUACUUUAUCUGGCUUUAUUUGCUUUAGAUUUAAUACUCAGUGGAUAA
Messenger RNA from Adineta steineri, 687 nucleotides. Lineage: Eukaryota; Metazoa; Rotifera; Eurotatoria; Adinetida; Adinetidae. The record is from the annotation of a GenBank genome assembly.